This is a messenger RNA of Tarenaya hassleriana, 2531 nucleotides long. RefSeq lists its product as uncharacterized. The transcript has 2 exons. The record is from RefSeq and is a predicted model, not a curated record. The coding region runs from base 204 to 2363 and encodes 719 amino acids. Lineage: Eukaryota; Viridiplantae; Streptophyta; Magnoliopsida; Brassicales; Cleomaceae.
GAUAUAACAAGAGAGAGAGAGAUCAAAUGAGAGCGAAACAAAAAACAAAAGAAUCUGAAACUGCCACCGUCUUCGUUGUCUUCUUCUCUGCGUAAUCUCCAUCUUCUUCGUCUUCUUCUUUUUUUUUUGGUUAAAAUUCUUCUUCUUCUUCUUUUUCCUCUUCUCUUUUUUCCGGCCGAAACGUAACCGACUCAUACCGCACAAUGGGUACUGGUUGGCGACGAGCCUUCUGCACCACCGCGCCGAGGAACAGCGAUGCCGCAGCGCCGCCGGAUUCUGACAAGCGACACGGCGUCUACACAUCGAGCCCGAGCCGGAGCCCUAGCCCUCGGAGCUGCGUGAGGCUCGCGUUCCUCUCCGGAGGAAGUAACCCAUCGACUCCACGGCCGGGUUCGAGUCCUAACCUCCGGGGUCGGACCGCCGAAGCCGGCGAGGCUCCCGCGGCGGAGGAAAACCCAGAGCCGCCGCUUCACUGCAAAACCACCACACCUAGAUCGUCUUCGAAGAGCUCUAACCCGUCUUCGCCUCGGUCGCCAUUGAAGCUCUCUCUGUUCCGCAACAGCUUCAAAUUCAGAAGUAGCUGCGGGAUUUGCUUGAACAGUGUGAAGACAGGGCAAGGAAAGGCGAUUUACACGGCGGAGUGUUCGCACGCGUUUCAUUUCCCUUGCAUCGCCGACUAUGUUCGUAAGCAUGGAAAGCUUGUUUGCCCAGUCUGUAACGCUGUUUGGAAAGACGCUUCUCUCCUGAAUUACGGAAAUGCCACUGACCUUCCUUCGGGGAACGACACCGUCUCGACGGCGCCGGAGAUUCAGGAGAAGCGCGUCGUCGGAUCUUCUCCGAGAUCGGUGGCGAGACCGAAGCCUUCGGAGUCCAGAUUCUACGACGACGACGAACCGUUGCUCUCGCCGAGGUUUGUUCCGAUUCCUGAGGCUGAUGAAAACGACGACGGCGUCGAGUUCGAGGGAUUCGUGGUGGAUCCCAAACCAUCGUUCGCGGUCAAGUUCCACGAGGCUCCAUUCAACGGUGGGGAUUUCGGGAAUGUGCAGGUGAGGCUGUUACCGGAAUCGGCAGUCGUCUCCGUCGGGUGCGGCUACCAGACCCACGCGGUUACUUUGCGUGUGAAGGCGCCGCCGGCAAGAGGCGGGAAAGCGACGGCGCUUCUGGAUGCGUGCCAUCGUUCGCCGGUGGAUCUCGUCGCCGUAAUCGAUGUCGGCGGGAACGUGAACGCCGAGAAGCUCCAGAUGAUGAAGCGAGCAAUGAGGCUGGUGAUCUCGUCGCUUGGCUCCGCGGAUCGUCUCUCCAUCAUCGCCGUUAAGAGGCUUCUCCCACUGAAGAGGAUGACGGAGCAAGGCAAACGCGCCGCGAGGCGCGUGGUCGACACGCUCCUUACCGGCACCAGCGCCGGCGACGCGUUGAGGAAAGCGACGAGAGUGCUCGAGGACCGGAGAGAGAGAAACCCACUCGCCAGCAUCAUACACUUAUCAUCCGACGGUCAGGAUUUAACCAGAUCCCAACCGCAAAGUCAUCGGUCCAGAUAUUGCCACGUGGCAUCAACCCAGUUCGCACACAUCGAAAUCCCGGUUCUGGACCACGGUUUCGGCGAAAACGGCGGUUUAUGCAGCCGCGAACCGGCGGAGUUAGCGUUGGCCGAGUACGUCGGCGGUCUGCUCAGCGUCGUAGUCCAGGAUCUUCGGAUACAAAUCCGGGUCGGAUCCGGAUCCUCUCCGUGCGAAAUCUCAGCCGUUUAUCUCUGCAAUGGACGGCCCACGUUGGCCAGCUCUGGAUCCGGAUCAGUCCGUCUCGGCGACCUCUACGCCGACGAGGAACGCGAGCUUCUCAUUGAGCUCCGAGUCCCGACGACGACGACGGGUGGAUCCCACGCGCUGUCUGUACGAGGCCUCUACAAAGAUCCGUUGACACAGGAGGUCGUGUACGGGAGAGACCAGAGCCUCCGGGUCCCUCGAGCUGUGCGAUCGUCGUCUCCGGCGAUCCAACGGCUGAAGAACCUCUUCAUCGCGACGCGCGGGGUGGCGGAGUCGCGGAGGCUGGUGGAGCAAGGCGAGUUCGCGAGCGCGCACCAUCUGCUGGCGUCAGCGCGUGCGCUUCUCUCGCAGUCGGUUGCGGCGGAGGAGCACGUGAGGGGGGUAGAGGCGGAGCUGGCUGAGGUGCAGUGGCGGAGGCAGCAGUUGAUGGAGUAUCAGAUCCAACGGCGGAGAGAGACGGCGAUGGUAUUGACGGACGAAAACGGAGAGCCGUUAACGCCGGCGUCGGCGUGGAGGGCGGCGGAGAAGCUGGCGAAAGUGGCGAUGAUGAAGAAGUCGUUGAGUAACGACUUACACGGCUUCGAGAACGCUAGAUUUUAAUUUUUUUUUAAAUUUAAUUUUAAAAGUUUAUUAAGGGAAUAUAAUUGUUAUUAUUUUAUUUAAAAAAAGGUGCUCAGGACCUAGAAGCAGACAGACGGCGCGGCCCCGGGGAAUGUCAAUCGGGCCGGCCCGAAUCCGCAUUUAAUGUUAAACGUUAUCAAAUUCGAA